Ceratitis capitata (Mediterranean fruit fly) is the source of this 1412-nucleotide messenger RNA. RefSeq lists its product as uncharacterized. NCBI's taxonomy places the organism in Eukaryota, Metazoa, Arthropoda, Insecta, Diptera, Tephritidae. Bases 330 to 1367 code for a protein of 345 amino acids. The record is from RefSeq and is a predicted model, not a curated record. The transcript has 5 exons.
GAAAAAUUAGAAGCACAAUCAAUUUGUUUGGGAAAAUUUUAACUAUUCUAAUUAACAACAGAACUUAGUAAAUUAUUUCAGUUUAAAAAUAUAGUAUAUACAUAUAAAUACAUAUAUAUGUACAUUCGUUGAAAGUUUUCAUUGACGGAAAAUAAAAUGAUUGCUAAAUAUCUAUUGCACAUCAUAUAGAAAUUCAAUAAAAUACGAUAAAAUCCCAAAUUUAGCUCACAUUUCGGAUAUUAGUGCUGUUUUUUUAAUAUUAAAUACAUACAUAUGUACAUGUUUGUAUGUAAUUACCAAUCAAAAGUACGCAAAGCUGCCAACUUACAAUGCUCAGCAGUAGUUUUGAUUUUGAUAGCAUUAGAAAAAAAGGUUUGGAUUUGACUGCGAAAUGCUUCCCUAAUAACUAUUCAAAUUUAUCGGACCGAUUGGAUUUCGCGCCAAAUAAUAGCCAAAGGCUUGCCGAGCAAACCAGUGACCUAUACCCCAAAUGUUCAUGUACAACGGAGGCGGAGCUUCGUUUGGCUAGUAUGCGUAUAUUUGCCACAAUAAUGUUGAAUGCUUGGCGCCGUCGUCGGGAGGAUGUUAAACGGUUAUUGGUUAAAGUUGAAGAGCUUAAAAAAGGAACACAAAAAGCAAAAAAUAAGAUUCAUGUCUACAACACUCUUUUUCGUGUCGAGCAGAAACGAAAUGAUGAGCUGUCUUGUCAGCUAAAGUGUUCUAUAGAGAGCGUAAUGCACGCAAAGUCCUCUUGUGAAAACCUCUCCACAAGUGUGAUUAGCUUAGAAGCGGAACGCCUUCUUCUUGAACAAGAUUUGACAAAUAAAAGUAAGGAACUUGAAGCGCUCACCGACAUACUGAGCCAAACCAAAGAACAACUUCUUCAAUCAAUGAUAGACCAACACAAUCUACGCUUUACCCUGAACAAAGAGCAACGUUUGGUACAGGAAUUGGAAAAUCAGAAAAAUAAGUUAAUAAAUGAGCUCUAUCAGCUAACAAAUGAGAGUCGCGAAACAGAAGAUAAAUAUCGAACAGAAUUAGUACGAAAGGAAGUUGAUUUAGAACGCUCGAAUGCGAAGGUUAGCCUUCUUGAGGAGAUGUUAAAUGGCUUAAAAGAGAAGUCCCAACGCGUUGAUGAGUGUACAGCUAAUGACGCCCGCCUUCGAGAGGAAAUUGAAAGCCUUCACAAAAUGGGUGCCACACUCCAACAAGCUCUAGAUAACACAUUUGGGAAACGGAUGAGUGCCUAUUGGAAGAAGAUGUACGUUUACCAGCAUAAGAGUUUUCAUUUUGCGCAAACAUUUUUGUACUACCUAUUACCUGCGGUGCCUCACUCUAGUGGCUGUUCUAAAUUAAAAAAUAUAUAAAAUUUCACUGAAAGUAACAUUAAAAAAGGAUAUACAUAUAAAGUA